UAUUUUCUUUUAUGACAUAUUUAUGUCAAACAUUUCAUAUAUUCAUUUCAAGAUAUUAAUUCAAUUACUUCUAAUUUCAACAUUUUACUGAAAUUGCUAAAGUAUUGUUAUUAUUAAUACCUAUAUCGGUGUUAAAACACUAUGUCACCUAAGACCAAAGACACUGCAACGAAAAAACCACUCCUCCAAGUCUUACGACCUAGUAUUAGUAAUUCUAGCCUAAACUAUAUUCCGGAAGAUGUUAUAGAAGGUUUUCAAGAAAGAAUCGAAACUGGUAUAUCUUGGACAAUAGCAGAAGAAGCAGCUCGAUACCAUAGACAAAAAUAUAAUAAUAAACAAAUUCCUAAACUUACAUUUUCAAAAGCAUUACAAAAUAAAAUAAAAAAGAGUGUCCUUAAUGGAUUUCUUGAUAAGGAUUCUAACUUUACUCUUAAUGAACAAUGGGAAAUAUUACUCCCGAUAGCUUUAUGGGAUAACGAAAAAUUUUCAAACAAUGAAAGAAAAGAAUGUUUUAAGAAUAACAAUUCAUUAACUGAUAAUAUGAUUGACUUGAUAAAGACCGCCGUGCGACGUGAUGACCGAGAAAUACUUAAAUUGAAUUUGAAAAUGGUCAGUGUGUUGAGAGUGAACGAUUGUGAGAUGACAGACUUUAAUGAAUCUUUGCUACAGUUUACAAAAUUAUCAACUUUAAAUCUUUGUGGCAACUAUAUAGCUGAGGUUGACACGAAUUGCCUUCCACGGGGAUUACGAAUACUCGAAUUACAGAAUAAUCGCAUCAGUAACGUGGAGAUAUUCGUUGAACAAUUGCCGUCUAAUUUGAUUUAUUUAGGACUCGCCAGGAACAUACUCACCAAUGAUAGCGUAAGUGGGCUAUCAAGGCUAUCACACAAUAUAACGGUGUUAGAUUUGUCAGACAACGACAUCUAUGAUAUAGAAGUGGUACUAAGUGCACUAGCUGUCCUGCCCGGUCUGAUCGCUUUACAACUCGCUGGCAACCCGUGCGCUGUGUGUGCAGCCUACGCCCGUAUAACAUUAAUGCGACUACCAAGAUUACAAUGGCUAGACUCUCGGGAAAUUCUACCAACCGAUAGGCCGUUGGAGCCUUUCGAACCUCAUCCAGAUGAUUUACGCUCUGCUUACUUUAAUUUUACUGUCUUUCGAGUAAUGUCCGUGCCUCAACCCCCUAAGCCUGAUAAGGGCGCUAUUACAGCUUUUCACGUUGAAUUGGAAUUGCCUUUAUUAGAUUCAACGCGACGAAAGUUUUUAAUGUUCCGUAAUAUCGAGUCGCUUGUUGAAAUUUUACCACCGCCAGAGGAUGAAGAAUGGCCAUCCGCGGCACCGACUCCCUCAUUUGCAGGAAGUAAAAUCGCAGUAGAAUCAUCAAAAUUACGAGCGUCUGCAUCAUAUUACGAACCGGACAUCUAUAAUCAUUUGAUGGCAAAGAACUCUCGUGAAAUCUGCCAUUUCACAGUUUUCGAGAGUAAUCGUGUCCAGUGGAACAAGAUAAUGAAUUUCCAAGAACCAACUAUUAAAAUAUUUUGUCCGAAUCUUUUUGCUUUGAGAGAUACAUUCCGCACGGUCAUUACCGUUAGACUUGUGUACACGGUGACAGUUAUGGGUAAACAAAGUAAGCCAGAUAAGAAAAGCGCGCUGUCUCUAAGAGCUCCGGGAGAACAGCGAGUCACACUGGCUUCCAUCAAAUGCGUGCUCAAGCGGCCGGACUGGAGCCAACCCUCUCAACACUUCCAUUGGGACGACACACUGAUCACAGACGAAGCUAUCCAUUGGGGAGAUGGUGACCUUUCUGUAUUACAGUAUACUCUAGCAGCCGUGAAGACGCCUAAAGGUAAACCAGAUUCAGAUCCCGGUUCGACCAAACAGUUUCCACCAGAAAACCUAACCUGCCACUUUGGAUUUGGAAUAGAAACUUUACGAAUAUAA
Molecule: messenger RNA, 1941 nt
Organism: Nymphalis io (European peacock)
Lineage: Eukaryota; Metazoa; Arthropoda; Insecta; Lepidoptera; Nymphalidae
Exons: 9
Coding region: 142-1941 (599 amino acids)
Cellular component (GO): cytoplasm
Molecular function (GO): protein binding
Source: RefSeq, a predicted model, not a curated record